Messenger RNA from Aspergillus welwitschiae, 969 nucleotides. RefSeq names its product phytanoyl-CoA dioxygenase family protein. Lineage: Eukaryota; Fungi; Ascomycota; Eurotiomycetes; Eurotiales; Aspergillaceae. Bases 1 to 969 code for a protein of 322 amino acids. The record is from RefSeq and is a predicted model, not a curated record. The transcript has 2 exons.
AUGACCCGCCUCCCCCUCCCCAUCCCAGCCCCUAUCCCCCAGUCCUACAUCCCCAGAUCCACCCUCCGCACCAUCCCCUCCACCACCCCCAUUGAAUACAUCCUCGCCAUCCUCUCGCGCGACGGCGGCGUCAUCAUCUCCGACUUUAUCCCCAAAGAAGACCUCACUUCUAUCGACACCGAACUCACCCCAUGGACAAGUGCCAAUAAACCAGCCUCGACCUCAGCAACCAACGGCGCCUUCACCACCAUCCCCUCCCAAACAACCCUCAUCCCGGGCCUAGUAGGCAAAUCCCCCACCAUAGCACGGAUCUGCACCGACCAUCCCACCCUCGAGGCCCUGCGCACGCGCAUCCUCGUCGACGAAUGGUGCAUCAACCGCGAAGAGAGCGUCGAGCCGAACCGCCUCGACCCGCUACUCAGCCUCAGCGUGGCGAUGAAUAUCGGGUACGGGGCGCCUCGACAGCUUCUCCAUCGGGACGAUAAUGUGCAUCAUGUGCGGCAUGAGUAUCGUGAGUGGGAGUGGGGGUGGGGUGAAGUAAGUCAGUUUGGGUGUUUGAUUGCCGGGUGUGAUGUUAGUAGGGAGAUGGGGGCAACGAUGUUUGUUAAGGGGAGUCAUCGGUGGGGGGAUGAGAGGUGGGCGGAGGUUGAUCAUGAGAAGGGGGAGGUGUGUUUUGCUGAGAUGAAAGCCGGCUCAGCACUGAUAUUCCUUGCCUCGGCGUACCAUGGGGGAGGACAUAACUCGCUCCCUGGGACGGUGAGGAAUAUGUACGGGUUGUUCUUCUGUAGGGGGCAUUUGCGGACGGAGGAGAAUCAGUUCUUGGCUAUUCCGAGGAGUGUGGUGACCAAGAUGAGUCCCAAGAUGUUGGCGUUGUUGGGGUAUAAGAAGCCGACGACGGCCUUGGGGAUUGUGGAUAAUAUUAGUCCCGAUGAGGAUAUUGAGGGGGUUUGGGAGAGGGUGGUGCAGUGA